AUGCCGACGGGCAGGAUGAGCGGCAACAUCACGCAGGACUGGGAGCCGGUGGUGCUGCGGCGGGCGAAGCCCAAGGCGGCGGACCUCAAGUCGGCCAAGGCGGUGAACCAGGCGCUGCGGUCGGGCGCGCCCGUGGAGACGGUGCGGAAGGCGGCGGCGGGCACGAACAGGAAGGCCGCGGCGGAGGCGCCCGCGCGGAAGCUGGACGAGACGACGGAGCCCGCGGCGCUGGACCGCGUGGCCGGCGAGGUGCGCGCGGUGAUCCAGAGGGCGCGCGUGGCCAAAGGGUGGAGCCAGGCGGAGCUCGCCAAGCGCAUCAGCGAGCGCGCGCAGGUGGUGCAGGAGUACGAGAGCGGCAAGGCCGUCCCCGCCCAGGCCGUGCUCGCCAAGAUGGAGCGCGCGCUCGAGGUCAAGCUCCGCGGCAAGGCCGUCGGGGCGCCCGCGGCCGCGGCCGCGGCCGCCGGAGCCAGGUGA
This is a messenger RNA of Lolium rigidum, 474 nucleotides long. Its product is annotated as multiprotein-bridging factor 1c-like. Bases 1 to 474 code for a protein of 157 amino acids. The transcript has a single exon. The record is from RefSeq and is a predicted model, not a curated record. Gene Ontology annotation, molecular function: DNA binding. Gene Ontology annotation, cellular component: nucleus. NCBI's taxonomy places the organism in Eukaryota, Viridiplantae, Streptophyta, Magnoliopsida, Poales, Poaceae.